This is a messenger RNA of Periconia digitata, 851 nucleotides long. Lineage: Eukaryota; Fungi; Ascomycota; Dothideomycetes; Pleosporales; Periconiaceae. The record is from the annotation of a GenBank genome assembly.
CAUUCUGCAAUGUACAGGCCCUGAGCUGCGCAUUCAAGGGUUGUCAAUUCUCUCUCCUCUCUCAGUCAGAUGCGUGCUCCAUCGAAGGAACAGCAUUGCUCCAAUUCCCUCUCGCGGGAUUGUCUCGCCCCUCGGAGACUACAGUGGGGAUCCCUAUCCAUGGAGAAUCGAUCCGUCCGAGGCAAUGACGAAAGGCGACUGUCAUGCUCUGAUCAUCACACCUAGGGAUUAGCAUAUAGCUCGCUUCCAUCCUGGAACACGAAAAAAAUAACAAUCCGGCUGCGAUGCGUGGCUUCUCCGCUAAUGGUCAUGAACGGGUAUCCGGCGUGGGACAGUGAAUUCGAAACAUUAGCAGCUGUGUCCCCGUUUCUGGGAUACGAAUCGUAUGCUGGGCACCGUCGUUGCACAACAGAACAAGUGCUUUCUGGGGAAGUUGCCGUUGCAUCCUCAUCUUAUGGAUGAAUGCACUGGGCUUGAUCACACACACGCACGCACGCAGAUGCAUCGCUCUUGUUCUCCAACGCGAAGUCUCUCAGUCCGUCCGCAGUCACAGGGAUGCAUGCCCCGCUCCUGCGUGGAGCGUUCAGCUGGAGAGGCAUCGUUGUUGUAAAAGCAACCCUAGUGCACGCGUGCUGAUUUGCAGCUGGAUGUGAUGCUGCAUCCUUUCCAUGGUUCAGUUUCAUUUGCUUUUCUUCUCGCUUCAGCCCCUCUUCCCCGCUUCCCUUCUGGCUACUACACAAUCGAUUGUCUGGCGAUUGAUCCGUUCCAUCAUGAUGAGGGACUCGCAAAGCCGACUGCAAAACUGAAUCGAACUCGGUCAUCAACCGCUUCAAGGUAAAUCGCUGUUGUUU